Molecule: messenger RNA, 936 nt
Organism: Lachancea sp. 'fantastica'
Lineage: Eukaryota; Fungi; Ascomycota; Saccharomycetes; Saccharomycetales; Saccharomycetaceae
Source: the annotation of a GenBank genome assembly
AUGGAUUGCAAGCCUAUGUGGCAUUUUGGGUGUCGUGUGUCGAGUCGUAGCUUUUCGUCGGUGCAAAAUGGGCCUAGUGUUCAACAAUAUUUGAAAGAUCCUGUCAAAUUGAUAGCCAUCCCAAUUACCACUCACAAGGUUUUUGUUUAUCACAAGCAUACAUCGGACAUUUUGAAUGUCACGUCAAAGGUGGUCAAAUAUGAGACAAAAUUGACCAACAGAGUAUCGCAAGCGUGGGUCAAACUGGAAAAAUCGCCCCGCAAGUUGAAUCGCAAGAUCGUGGAGAAAAUCAAUGUGCUGCUCGACAAGACCGCAUGGACCGAAGACUCGCUCAACAGUGUGCCAUCUGAAAAUUAUUUGAUGAAACGGGUGUGGGAAAAUGAAAAGGAGCGAUUAUUGACGUUCGAAGAAUGGUUCAAGAACGCUGAUAAACUGAAACUGAGACCCAUCCAUCUGUACUACCCGGGAAGCGUGUGUUCUGAGACACAGACACGACAGCAAUUGCAAACCUUAUGGAAACAAGGUCUGGAGUACCAUAAAAAAUUCACGUGGCUAAGUAUUCUGGGUAUCCCGUUGACGCUUCCAUUGGUGCUGGUGCCAGUGGUGCCAAACGUGCCCGGCUUCUACCUUCUUUACCGUGCCUAUCGCAACUUCAAAGCCUACAAUGGAGCCAAACGCCUCAGGUCUUUGAUGAAGCAUGAGGGCGACAGUUUGGUGUACACCAAUCUGCCCCAGUACUCGGAAAUCUUGCGGGCCGGGCUCUCCAGCAGCGAACGCGACCAAGCAGACGAGCGUGUUCUUUUGGACGAGAAGAUGCUAGACCGAAUUCUCGACACGCUGGAGAUCCACGAGAUCCGGAGUUCUGUGCGGAAGGCCCUGCAACAAGAGACCUCGCGACUACAAAGAGCAUGUACAGAUACAUGUACAGAUACGUAA